AUGAGGCGACGCGAGGUCGGGUCUGCAGCCCGCUUCUAUGCGACGGGUAUACUGGUGGGUUUGUUCGCCCUACUCUUCUCCUGCUGCUACAGCUUCGGUCUCUUUCACAUCCCUGACAAAGUGGAGCAGCUAAAUGCCGCUAUCCGCGCCGUGGACGGGAGGCGGGUGUCAUCUCUGCUGGAUACGGUGUUCUCGAGUGGGACUCGCUUCGACAGCAAAGGUUACCUGCACCCUCUCUACGCGCUCGCGUGCGUCCAGGAGGAGGAGACGGAGGAAGCGCAGCGCAUGAUCCGAGAGGUCGCGCGACGGUUUCGCGCCGAGUCAAUUGACGUUGACUACGCUCACCACCCCUUGACCGCCGCUUAUAGGCACCACCGCUAUACCGUAGCGCAGGUGCUUAUCGAAGAGUGGCAGCGCCCCGUACCUGACGCAAAGGACGAAGACGCUAUUAUGGACGAGGUGUACGCCUCUUCCCUCACAGUGGCGGAGCUGCAGCGUGUGGAUCCGAGGGUGUAUGUAUACUGCCACGACGUGGAUUCAGUGCGAUGUCGUGCCGUCCAUCCCGCGCGUAUCCGCGAUGCGGCGAACAGCCGCCUUGAGGCGGCCUACAGGAGACGUUUUGGUCGUGCGCAGGAGCUGCCGGCUGUGACGCCGUACCGCGACACGGACAUGCCUUCUAAGGUUGUGGCUCCAGGAUCAACAAUUCGGGCUGCGUCGUGGGACGAUCCGUUCCGGCCAGUCGUGCCCGAGCUGUUGCCUCCGCGCACUGCGAUGGUGAUGAACCCAGGCUACUUUGAUAGCGUGCUGGAUGAGCUCUCCUAUGCAGUGUUAGGCCACGUGGAGGGGUCGUCGUCGGUGGCGACGUUUGCCUUGUUUGCCAUGGGCGUGAUGUUUUUGUUUCUCAGUGCGUGGUGUGUAGGCAUGACAUACUGGCUGGUAUGCUACGCCUGA
Molecule: messenger RNA, 951 nt
Organism: Leishmania braziliensis MHOM/BR/75/M2904
Lineage: Eukaryota; Euglenozoa; Kinetoplastea; Trypanosomatida; Trypanosomatidae
Exons: 1
Coding region: 1-951 (316 amino acids)
Source: RefSeq, a predicted model, not a curated record